Chelonia mydas (Green sea turtle) is the source of this 2652-nucleotide messenger RNA. RefSeq names its product transmembrane protein 39A (gene TMEM39A). The record is from RefSeq and is a predicted model, not a curated record. Gene Ontology annotation, biological process: negative regulation of autophagosome assembly; negative regulation of autophagosome maturation. Lineage: Eukaryota; Metazoa; Chordata; Testudines; Cheloniidae. The transcript is spliced from 11 exons. The coding region runs from base 922 to 2388 and encodes 488 amino acids. Gene Ontology annotation, cellular component: endoplasmic reticulum membrane.
AAAAGGGAGCGGGCGAGAGCGGGGAAAGGUGGAGAGAGGAGGAGUGUGGGGGGGCUGGGCUAGGUUCUCCCGCCCCCUCCCUCCCCACUGCUCCCCCCCCGGGGAGCUGCUGAACCCCCACCCCCUGCAGCUUGGCCCUGCUGGGCAGGUGGCUGCACCCGCCCGUUUGGCCCUGGUGGGUGCUGGCAGGGUGGGUGGGCGCUAGGCGAGUCCCCCCGCGGGGUGGGGAGCCGGAGCCAGGCUGCCCGCCCGUGCCACCCGGGCACCACGCUGCCCGCUGCUGCCAGGGCUGGGGAGGGACCCCGGGCUCUGCAGCGGCAGCUGCUGGUGUUGGGGGAGGGGGCUGGAGUGUGGCUCUUUGUUGCUGCUUGUGUGAAGGGGACCCUCCUCCUGGCUGAUGUCUGAGCUGCACCACUACCUCCUCCAUCUGCACUUCGAUGUGCCCGAGUCCUGCAGCCGUGUUCUGUUCUGUGACAAAGAGGCUGCAAAGCCAACUUAGCUGGCUCCAGCGAAAUACCUCUGGACAGUAGCUCUGGGUUCCCCUUCCUGCACAGUCCAUAGGUGUGGCUUGAAGGAUAGCUGGAAUGCUGUGUGCUCUGGUCACUCUGGGCUGCAGAGCAGCCCACUGAGAGCUGCCUUAUACUAUAGCAGAUUCAGCGCCAUCUAUGUUUUUAUGAAUCUUCAAUCAUUUGACUUGACAAAAUCAUUCAUUAGACAUCACAAUGCCUCAUGAAAGGUUUCCUGACAUCUUUAAUGGGGCAUGUGCAUUCUACUAAGUCGUUUCCAGCCCUGUUUGACUUUUUGGACUGAACAUUUUGCAAGUGGAAGCAGAGACUUCUGAGCUGGGAAGGCUUUUGGGUUGUUGUCUGGGUCUCAAGGCAGAGCCUGCUGGAGGCACUGGAAGUGGAUCGGUUCCUGGUCAUGCCCGGUGGAAGGAGGGGACCCAGUCGGCAGCAGCUAAGCCGUUCAGCUUUGCCUUCUCUCCAGACUUUGGUUGGCGGGAGCUGUGGCAACGGCACUGGUCUGAGAAACAGGAAUGGUAGUGCUAUCAGCCUCUCAGCUCCUCCCAUAACGGCCCUGAUCACCCCAGAGCCUGUGCGUCACUGCCGGAUCCCUGACCUGCCACUGGACGGGAGCCUUCUCUUUGAAUUCCUCUUCUUCGUCUACCUGCUAGUGGCGCUCUUUAUUCAGUACAUCAAUAUCUACAAGACUGUCUGGUGGUAUCCCUACAAUCACCCUGCCUCCUGCACCUCUCUGAAUUUUCACCUCAUUGAUUACCACCUGGCAGCGUUCAUCACGGUGAUGCUGGCACGGAGGCUGGUGUGGGCCCUCAUCUCCGAGGCCUCUCAGGUGGGCGCAACGUCAGUGAUUCACUACAUGGCACUGAUUAUGGCGCGCCUGGUGCUGCUCACGCUGUGCGGUUGGGUGCUCUGCUGGACUCUGGUCAAUCUCUUCCGCAGCCAUUCUGUGCUCAACCUCCUCUUCUUGGGCUACCCGUUCGGUGUCUACGUUCCCCUUUGCUGCUUCCACCAAGACAGCAGAGCGCAGCCCCUCCCAACGGACUGCAGCUACCUGGUGCAGGAUCAGAUGGUGGAUGACGGGACCUCGGGCAUAGGCAGCCUGGUCAAACCCAAAGACUUCCUAUCGCUCCUGCGGGAGUCCCUGAAAGAACAGUUCAAUAACCCUACGGCCAUCCCCACCCACAGUUGCCCCCUCUCCCCAGACCUCAUCCGCAAUGAGGUGGAGUGCCUGAAAGCGGACUUCAACCGCAGGAUCAAGGAGGUUCUCUUCAACUCCCUCUUCAGUGCCUACUAUGUGGCCUUCCUGCCGCUGUGCUUCGUGAAGAGCACCCAGUACUACGACAUGCGCUGGUCCUGUGAGCACCUCAUCAUGGUGUGGAUCAACGCCUUCGUUAUGCUCACUACGCAGCUGCUGCCCCCCAAGUACUGCGACCUGCUGCACAGAUCAGCCGCCCACCUGGGCAAGUGGCAGAAGCUAGAACACGGCUCAUACAGCAACGCCCCACAGCACAUCUGGUCAGAAAGUACGAUCUGGCCACAGGGCGUGCUGGUGCGGCACAGUCGAUGCCUGUACAAGGCAGUAGGGCCUUAUAAUGUAGCAGUGCCUUCAGACGUCUCCCACGCCCGCUUUUAUUUCCUCUUUCACCGUCCAUUACGGCUGCUCAACCUGCUUAUCCUCAUCGAAGGCAGCGUCGUCUGCUACCAGCUGUACUCCCUGCUGCGCUCGGAGAAGUGGAACCACACCCUCUCCAUGGCCCUCAUCCUCUUCUGCAAUUACUAUGUCUUAUUUAAGCUCCUUCGGGACCGGAUAGUAUUGGGCAGGGCCUACUCUUACCCCCUCAACAGCUAUGGACUCAAGGCACAUUAACCUGCCAGAUGCACCAAGGGGUGGGGGGGAAGGGGAGGGAAUCUCAGAAAACCUAUUUUCGUACAGUUCUAUUUUUUUCUUGCGCUGUUUAUAAAUAUUUAAGAUAUUUUAUAUUUUGUAUACUAUUGUUUUGUGGGGUGGGAAGGGGGCAAGUGGCAAUUAAAUGUCGCUUUAUAAACAAGGUGUUAUUUUAUAUAUAUCUAUAAAAUCAGUGUGUAUAUACCGUAUUAUCUAUAUCCAUACAUACAGUUAUGUGAAGCAACA